GGCCGCUCCCAUGGGUGUCGCUGGGCCGCGCCAUGCCUAAGGGGGCGCCGCGAUGGGCCAAGGGGACGAGAGCGAGCGCAUCGUGAUCAACGUGGGCGGCACGCGCCACCAGACGUACCGCUCGACCCUGCGCACGCUGCCCGGCACGCGGCUCGCCUGGCUGGCGGAGCCCGACGCCCACAGCCACUUCGACUAUGACCCGCGUGCAGACGAGUUCUUCUUCGACCGCCACCCCGGCGUCUUCGCGCACAUCCUGAACUACUACCGCACGGGCAAGCUGCACUGCCCGGCCGACGUGUGCGGGCCGCUCUACGAGGAGGAGCUGGCCUUCUGGGGCAUCGACGAGACCGACGUGGAGCCCUGCUGCUGGAUGACGUACCGCCAGCACCGCGACGCCGAGGAGGCGCUGGACAGCUUCGGCGGCGCGCCCCUUGACAACAGCGCCGACGACGCGGACGCCGAGGGCCCCGGAGACUCGGGCGACGGCGAGGACGAGCUGGAGAUGACCAAGCGCCUGGCGCUCAGUGACUCCCCCGAUGGCCGGCCUGGCGGCUUUUGGCGCCGCUGGCAGCCGCGCAUCUGGGCGCUCUUCGAGGACCCUUACUCGUCCCGCUACGCGCGGUAUGUGGCCUUCGCUUCCCUCUUCUUCAUCCUGGUCUCCAUCACCACCUUCUGCCUGGAGACCCACGAGCGCUUCAACCCCAUCGUGAACAAGACGGAGAUCGAGAACGUUCGCAAUGGCACGCAAGUGCGCUACUACCGGGAGGCGGAGACGGAGGCCUUCCUCACCUACAUCGAGGGCGUCUGUGUGGUCUGGUUCACCUUCGAGUUCCUCAUGCGUGUUGUCUUCUGCCCCAACAAGGUAGAGUUCAUCAAGAACUCGCUCAACAUCAUUGACUUUGUAGCCAUCCUGCCCUUCUACCUGGAGGUGGGGCUGAGCGGCCUGUCCUCCAAGGCUGCCAAGGACGUGCUGGGCUUCCUGCGCGUCGUCCGCUUCGUGCGCAUCCUGCGUAUCUUUAAGCUGACCCGCCACUUUGUGGGCCUGCGGGUCCUGGGCCACACGCUCCGCGCCAGCACCAACGAGUUCUUGCUGCUCAUCAUCUUCCUGGCCCUGGGCGUGCUGAUCUUCGCCACCAUGAUCUACUACGCCGAAAGGAUAGGGGCACAGCCCAACGACCCCAGCGCCAGUGAGCACACGCACUUUAAGAACAUCCCCAUCGGCUUCUGGUGGGCCGUGGUCACCAUGACGACCCUGGGCUACGGAGACAUGUACCCGCAGACGUGGUCCGGCAUGCUGGUGGGGGCCCUCUGUGCGCUGGCGGGCGUGCUCACCAUCGCCAUGCCCGUGCCCGUCAUCGUGAACAAUUUCGGGAUGUAUUACUCCUUAGCCAUGGCUAAGCAGAAACUACCAAAGAAAAAAAAGAAGCAUAUUCCGCGGCCACCGCAGCUGGGAUCUCCCAAUUAUUGUAAAUCUGUCGUAAACUCUCCACACCACAGUACUCAGAGUGACACAUGUCCGCUGGCCCAGGAAGAAAUUUUAGAAAUUAACAGAGCAGAUUCCAAACUGAAUGGGGAGGUGGCGAAGGCCGCGCUGGCGAACGAAGACUGCCCCCACAUAGACCAGGCCCUCACUCCCGAUGAGGGCCUGCCCUUUACGCGCUCGGGCACCCGCGAGAGAUACGGACCCUGCUUCCUCUUAUCAACCGGGGAGUACGCGUGCCCACCUGGUGGAGGAAUGAGAAAGGGGGCACAAUGAAGCUGGCAAGGCCCUCCAGACUCAGCAAGAUGCUACUGUGCAGGCUGUUCUCACACAGAAGUAAGAGGAAGGAGAGUGGCCCACAGAAAGCCUCUCCCUAAGCUACACGGAACAUGGAAUGUCCAGUUUUCAAAACAGGUAAGUUAGAGGAUGAUUCCUGGCUUUACAGAGGGCUCUCUGCAGCGUGCUUGGCGCUUGUCAUGUCCUUGAAGACACUGGAAUUCCACCUGGUUUACUGGUCCCGGGGCACAUGGCUGAGCCUUGGGUGGAGAGCCCCAUAUUUACAGAGGGAUUCCCUAGGCCCUUGGAGUUCAGGCCCCCUGCUCACAGGGCUCAAUCUAGGCUGUGACGAGUGAUGGAGCUCACAGCCCACCACACUUGUGUCAGCCUAAGAGCCCUGCAAGCAACGGAACCUCGGGACUGGCAGGGUCCCUGGCACAAGCUGGGCACAAUACCCAAAUCUGUUCGGGUCUGUGGCACCUGCCUGAGCUUCUUGGCAACUAAGUCCUCACAGGGCCGUAUGGUGCUGGGACUGCAGCCCAGUGCUAGGGAGGGGGCAGCAUUUCUGCUGGAGGACCUUGCCAAGGAGGAAUAAACACCUGAGCAUGUGUGCAGAGCCUCCUGGUUGUCUCCUGAAUCACAGAAUCAAGACAUUUCCCAACCUUUCUUGCAGCUAGGUGUGAUCAUGAGGGUCAAGCUGAAAUGUUCUGUAACUGUUUAUGGGACUUUUCCUUAAAAGACAGAUGGCUACACUCUCUGCUCCUUCUUCUUUGUCCCUCCUUCAUCCUGUCACCAGGAACGUGGAUGUGAUAGCUGGAGUUGUAGCCACUACCUCUGACCAUGAGGAUGAGGGCUGCAACCUAGGGAUGGUGCUUCUCAGUUUCAUAAAAAUGUCACCUUAAUUUCCACAGCAACCCUCGGAGGUAUUACUACUUCCAUUUUACAGAUGAAGAACCAGGCUCAAGAGGUAAAAUAACUUUCUACAGUCACACAGCUAUUCUAGUCAGGACUAGAAUCCAGGACUCCCAAAUCUCAGGCUCCUUCGCUAGUUCCAAACCAUGUGAAAAUGGUAAUACAAUCAUUGAAUACUUGGUAUAUGCCAGACCCUGUGAUAAGCACUUUGCAAGUAUUCAUUCACUGAAUCCUCACAACAAACCUGUGAAGUGCCAUCUAAUAUUAUCCCCAUUUUGCAGAGUGAUGACGUGAACCGUGCAAGGUAACAAGAGGCAGAGCUGGAUUCGAACCCAGACAGUCUGGCUCCAGGCCCUCUUCUAUUUAAUAUUAUACUGUUCUCUCUAGCAAAAACACUGCUUCCCAGGUAGUUAAGAAGAGGUACAGAGUAACAGGCCACCUAUGGGAACACAGGAAGUAAUGGAAGGCAACUCCAGCUGGCGAGAGAAAGACACUAUGCAGAGAAGCAGAAAUCCCCCUGAGCCCUGUGAUCACUGGGGCUGAAGCCCUGCCCCCUUCUGCAUCUGCUGGGCAGUGGGAAGAGGAGGGAGAGAUGGGCACAAGAAGUUAGGUAGCCAAUGGUCCAUGUUGUCUCCUCCUGUCCAAGAGCACGCAUAGGCCUAGACCAACAGUCAGGACUGCUCUUCUGCACUACCAGGCUGAUGGAGAGGAGGGGUGAGGUUUGAGCACCCUCAUGGAGAGGAGGGCUCUGGAUUCUGGUAGAUGUCAGGAAGGAUGGGGUGGGCCUUGGAGCGGGGUAAAUUUGGGAGACACUUCUGAGUGUUUAGCCACCCAAGCUCAUAGGGAUCUCAUCCUUUUGGCAGCAACUGGUGGAAUGGUCCCUAGGGUCCUGCUGUGAGGAACGGGGAAUGAGGAAUCCCAGAAGUGGGACCUCCUGAAGUGCUUUGGGUCUAGAUGGCAAUAGCAGGAUGGGAAAAGGGGAUCAGGUCCUCAGCUCCCUUGCCCGGACAAUUACAACUACUACUUUAUCCUUUACGCUGAGGCUGCUGGCCUGGGUGGGAGAAAUCAGGCAGAAACGCAGCCUGGACUAGGUCCUCCCAUGGAAAAUUUCCUGUCUCCACAGCACCUAUGAGACCAAGUCCAGACCCCUUAGCUGGCUCCCAAGGCCCCUCAGUAGUCUGUUCAUCUUGGCAUCAUCACUCCUGUUCCCAACUCAGUGUUCCAGCCCCACAGGCUUACUAUCAGCUCCCUGAAUUCACCCAGGCUGUUCACAUUGCCAUGCUCUUGCCCAACCUGAGUCCAUUUAUUUCAUCAUGUGGGUGCCUUUUCUGGUUUAGGACUUGUGCUGCACACAAGACCCAGAGAAGAGGAAAAUUCAGUUUGUGCCCUCAGGGUCCCCAUCCACUGAGGAAGACAGCCGUGGGAAAAGACAAUUAUGGCAAAUGACGGCAUGUAUACACAAAGGGGCAUGGACAGUAGUGUUUACUGUAGCACCAUUUGCAACUGCGAAAGACUGGGGGGCCCCAAGAAUAUUCAUCAAUAGAAGAUUAUUUCAAAAAGCCAGAGCCCCCUUCAGGCCAGGGUCCUUACACAUUAAAACUUCUUUUUAACAUAAAGUUAUGUAAAGCCCCUAUAUAUUUUUAUAUGUACAAAUCAAACUGAGAACAGUCUCUGAGGAAGAGAGGGGGAAUGGGGGAAGGGUGACCCUCAUUUUCUGUUUUGUUCAAAUAUUUUAAAAAGCCAUAACACAGAUGAUGAUUUAAAAAAUAAUAAUAUUUCUAAGGGACAGAGGGGUAGCAUAGAGGAGAGGAUGACCUAGGAGACACUGACCCAGGAGGCCAUGCAGAGAAUGGCCAUGAGAAUGGCUAUGAGGAUGAUGGUCCUAUUGGGCUGGGCAGAGGACACAGACACUGUCAGUGUUGGGCCCUGCUAUGGUUUAAGUGUGUCCCCAAAAGCACAGGUGUUGGAAACUUAAUCCCCAGUGCAACAGUGUUGAGAACCGGGACCUUUAAGAGAGAAGUAGGUCAUGGGGACUCUGCCUUCAUGAAUGGAUGAAUGCUGCCACUGUGAGAAUGGGCUAAUUAUGGUGGAGUUUGGUCUCUUUUUCUCUCUGUCUUGAAUGUUUGCUUGCCCUUUUGCCAUGUUACGAUGCAGCAAGAAGGUCUUCCCCAGAUGCGGCCCUGUGAUCUUGGACUUCCCAGCCUCCAGAACCAUUUAUUGAGCUAAAUAAACCUCUUUCUUUAGAAAUUACCCAGUCUGUGGUAUUCUGUUAUAGCAGCAAAAUAUGGACUAAGACAGGCCCUUUCAGGAAUUAGUCCAUCCAUCACUCUCCAGGGCCAAGGAUACCCUCGAGGCAGGAGCUGAGGCAGCAGGAAGAAGCUAUUCCAGAAUCAAGAAGUGGGGCUGUUCACCCACAGAAUUACUCUGGGGAUGUUUUGGGUUUGUGGCCCACAUUGCUUCAGAGAAGGCUGUAUGUGGGAAAGCAGACAGGCCUAGGGUCCCCUUCUCACCAAGAUCCAUAGCAGCCCUGAGAAUGAGGUAAGAGAAAUAGAUGGGUGGGGGGGUGAGGCCAGCAAGGAGGCUGUGGCUGUCCACCAGGUAAGAAAAGGGGAGGGCCUGUGGAAAGAGGGUUUUGGGAAGAUAAUGUGCAAAAUACAGCCAGGAUCUGGCCACAUCUCACUGGCCCCAUCACCCCUCAAGGGCUGCCCAACUGGUCUCUCUGCUGCCUCUGUUUCCCUGUAUGUUCUAUUCUCCGCACAGCAACUUGAGUGAUUGUGUUAAAACCUAUGUCAGACAAGGCACUGCAUUGUUUAGAAUCCUUCAGUGGCUUCUCCUCUUACUCAGAAUAAACAACAGCUGGUCUCCAGCUCCUUCUCUGACAUCACAUUCUAUCACGAUCCACUCUGUUAACAUCACUGACUUUCUUACUGUACCUCAAACACUACUUGUCUCAGGACCUUUGCCCUGCCGUUCCUGCUAUCUGGAAUGCUCUUGGCCCUGAUAGCCACAAGUUCACUCCUUCAUGUUGUUCAGGUAUUUGUUAAAGUCCCACCUUAUUUGAGAGGCCUUCUCUGAUAACUCUACAUGAAAUAGCAGUCUACCCUUACUCCUAUCUCUAUCUCUUCACCUGCUUUAUUUUUCUUCAUUUUUUUUACAGUAUAUUUAUUUUAUGAUCUCUCUCUCCUAACCAAACACAAUCUCUUUCAGAGUAGGUACUCUGUUUUGUUUGCUGCUAUAUCCCAGUCCUUGAAACAGUGCUUGGCAUAUGUUAGCGCUCAAUACUGUUGUGUGAAUGGAAGGACAAAUGAAUGAAUGGCUAGUGAGAGAAUGGAGCUGCUUGUUCUCUCUUAGAGGCCGAAAGAGAACCCAUGGAUGUGGGAAGCAGCAGCCAUGGGCAUGGCGAUUGUAGCUCGCUAUCAGGAAGAACACUGCAAUGCCUGGAAGACUGCUCUGGAACAUAGCUGGUGCUCUGUCAGAGGUCCUGAGCUCCCAGGACAGUCCCACAGUGGGCAGAGGCUGGGCUGAGACAAACCAAAAGUCCUUCCAAUCCUGGAGAACUUGUUUGGUGGUGUGAGUGGAUAUGGAAGUGUAUAAGAAAGAGAAGGAAGGUGGACACAGAAGAGUAGAAUGGGCAGAUACACGCUCCCCAGGCUGGCUCCUUCAAACCAGACAAAAGAAAGGUCUUGGUUCAAGUGAUAAAUAAGUGUGUUGAAUUAAUGGGUUCUAAGCUGCAAGGCUAGGACUGCUCUGGAACUUCUUCUAGAACCCAUUGCUCAAAAGGUCACUCAGUUAUCUCUGUCAAUCACUUUCCCCUUACAUAGGAGGAAAUUGAGGCCCACAGUGGGGCAAUGCCAUGGCAAAGGUCCCCACUGGUCUACCUCCCCACUGCUCUCAACCACUCCCUGGCAUCACUGCAGGCACCUCAUCUGACAGCAGCCCAGUGAGGCAGGUGUUGGAUCAACAUUGCAUGGAAGAGAAAACUGCAUUUGGGUGCGGUUCAGAAACAGCCAAGCUGGGACAGGCAGAGGCCAGCCCUCCCUACCCCCAGCCCCAGGAGUAGGAGGCUGCUGAGGCUGCUGUGGACACAUUUCCUCAGUCACCUGCAGUGAGAGCGUGCUGUGGCACGUUGGCUCCAGUGGGUGACUAUUCUUAGAUCUAGGGAGCUAUGAUGACAGAUUUAGAACUUACAAGGUGGAAACAUGUUGGCCUGUUUUAUAAACAACUGAAAUCCUCCCUACAGACUGCCUUUCUGAAUUCUGUGUUCUCUCAGAACUGCUGGCUUUCUGGCUUAUUGGCUGCUUUGGGAGAUGGGGGAGAAAGAGAAACUAAUCCUCUUGAGGGCCUACUAUGAUCACAUAUGGUGUUAUGGGCUUUUGUAUCACCCAUCUCAUUUAACAGCUCUGGAAAGAAGGUAUUUUGGUCACGCUCUGUGGAUGAGGAAACAGGCUGGGAGAGGUCCAGAAGCAAGCACACCCUGUGACGUGGUACAAGAACGAGGCCGUGGACCAGCAGGUCUGCUGUGGAGCCUGGUGCUGCCAAAAGAAAGGUGGCCCUGGCAGAUGGAGCAGUAAGGGCAUGCGCACAGCACCUUCAGAUUUGAAUCCCUUCAGGUGUUGCUCUCCUGUCCUCUAAGAUUUCUUCACUCCUGGUGAUACCUCCUCCCUCUGUAUGACCUGGUAGCUUGUCCCCGUUGCAUACCAGGGCCCCCUCAGCAGGUUCUCAGUUGUCAUCAUCCCUCUAGAGUAUGGUAUCCAGAGCUGGCUGAGGUCCAGAGAUGAAGAGCCCACCAAGAUGCACACACAGUCCCCGAGGCUCUACCUCUGUUAGCUCAGCCUGAGGCCACAUUCGCUGCUUUGAAGGCCAAGUCCACUUCCCCUUGCUGAACCUACGGCCUGUAUAUACUCCUAAAUAGUUUCUGGAGGACCUAUUCUCCUAUCUUUUACCUGGCCUGCCUGCAUGCUGGUGUUUUAGACCUGGCUGGAACUUUCAGGUUGUUUCCAUUAAAAGUCAUCUUAUUAAAUGAACAUGCCAAUCUCCGAGGGGCACUAGCGGAGGGGUGGAGGAAGCACCCCUGGGCCCAGGAGCAGCUGCACUGUUGCCAUUCCUGAAGCCUGGUCACCACCAGAGCCUCCUUACAUUGCUCUCCUCAAGCCUGUUUGGGAAUCACCAGUGUGCAGAAGAGGAAGCUAGGGAAAUAGGGGAAUAGUGGAGGUGGUAGUAACAAGGUCUGCUCUGGAAUCCAGUGGCAAGUCCAGAAGAAUCCACAUGCAGGAAGAUCAGGGUACUAGAGUUCACAUGGGGACGGAUGACACAAACCUGAGAUAGAAUUCUCCCUAGAGGUUCUAAUCACUGAAUAAAUAUUAUACCUACUUAGUAUCUGGUCUGUGUCUGGUGCUAUGCCCAAUUCAGUUCAAUUCAUUUUGUACACAUCAACUAGGCUCCCACAAAGUCCAAGUGCUGGGUUGGAGAGCUGAGCAUCCAUCCCACAGUGACAGUGCAGGGAGAUGAGGUCCUGGAAAGAUUUGCUCAGAAAGACCAGGCAGUGGCUAAUUCCUGAGACGGAUCAAACCCCCAAGGGAAGAGAGUCUCUUAUCUUUUUAUUUCCUAAACAGCAAAAUUUUAUUAAACUUUAUGUCAAUAAACAUUAUUACAGUACAAAAUAGGAAAAAACUAAUGGGUUAAUACUUAUAAUACAUAUUAAUCAAUUUUUUUCCUUUUAAAUAGACUAUUUUUUAAGAGAAAAUAUAGGUUCAUAGUAAAAUUAAGAAGAAAGUAUGGACAGUUCCCAUAACACUUCCUGCCUCUACUUACUUCACAGCCUUCCCCACCAACAUCCUGCACCACUGACACACCAUUAGUGCUCAAAGUGGGUGGUUUACAUUAUGGAUGAUCUUGGUAUUGUACAUUUUACGGGUUUUGACAAAUGAAUAAUGACAUGGAUCCACCUAAUUAUAAUGUCAUACUGAAUAGUUUUGCUGCCCUAAAAAUCCUCUGUGUUUUGCCUACUUAUUUAUCUUUUCAUCUGCCGGAGUUGCAGAAUAAAUGUUAUAGAGUGCCUAUAAUAUUCAAGCAGUUGCAGAGAAUACAGCACCAAACAACACACAAGGUCCCUGUCCUCAAGGGGCUUACACUCUAAUGGGGGAAACAACAACCAAGUAGGCAUACAAGUCAACAGAAUGCAGCUAGUAAUAACAGUUAUACAAAAAACCAGUGAUACAAUUUAGAAGGGCAGGUAGUCGGGAAGUCCUCCCCAAUUAUGUGGCCCCUGAGUUGUGACCUGAAGGACAAGAAGGAGCCAGCCAUACCUGUGGGAAGAACUUGGCAGGCAGAAGAAAUGACAAUACAAAGGCUGGAAGAAGGAAGGCAUUUUGCCAGUUCCAGAUAUAGCAAGGAGGAUGACUACGUGUGUCUGGGGCCAAGUAAGCCAAGGGAGAGGCAGGCCUUAAAAUUGAAGGGGAAGCAGAGCCUUGAGAUGCCAGGUGAAGAGUUAGAAGUUUGAGAAUGCUGAGAAGCUAGGGAGGGAUUUAAGCAGGCAAUGACAAAUUCUGAUUUACAUUUGAAAAGGCUGCUCUCUGAAGGCUGGAUUACAAAGGCAAAAUGCAGGGAGCAGAUUUAGGAGGCUACUGCAUUGCAGAGGACCAGGCAGUGCAUGAAGGUGGCUCGAAGUAGGCUGGUAGCAGUGGGGAUGGAGAAAAAUGGAUAGAUUUAUAAACUGCUUUGGAGAUAGGAUUUCUAGGACCUGCUGAUAGAUUAUACACAGAGAGAGAUAGGAAUUAUAACUGAUUCCUUGAGCAAUGAGUGGAUGGUAGUGCUAUUUAUGAAGUUGAGGAGGCCUGGAGGAGAGAGAGGCUUGGGGGAGAAAAUCAAGAGUUCUGUUUUGGACAUUUUAAGAUGUAAGUGCCUAUGAGACAUGAAUGAAUGAAUGUAUUCCCCAAAUACAGACCUCUGGUGAGCCUAAGAGAUGAUAAACCUGAGACCUGGGAAACCGUGUGAAUGACAAAUGGUAGGAGCUACCAGGUGAGCAGUGGGCAGCUCAAGAGGUAACAUUGUGCUUAUGGUUCGAUGGGGACUAAUUUGGUGCCUUUAUCACUCUAAAUUAUAGCUUCUGUUUUUGUUUUUUCUUGAAUGAAGUGCUUGACUGGGAUGCAUACAUACUACAUGGGCUAAUAAAUAUAAAUUGCCUUUGUGAAUGUCCCUACUUCAUUAAAAAACACAUAAUAUUUGAAAGGAAAAUUACCAUUUCAGAUAAUUAUAACCACCGGCCCAAGUUCUCCUACUGGUCCCAUUGGAAGUAGCAUUCUUCUCUAACCCUGGUGAGCUGCCAGGACUGCUGGGCUGGGAAAUCCAGGCACAGAGUUUCUCUCUCAAAGCAGGGUGUCAGCAGGAGCAGUGGGAUUCCCAGAGGAUGCAGUGUUUGCAUGAGACCCUGCAGCCAGACUCUCCUUGGGACAUCUAAUUCCCAGGUAGUAGGAGGCCACCCCAAAAUGAGGCAGCCCUGAAAGACCCUUAAGCAUUGGUUCUAAGAAUAAAUACACAAAUGAAGAUAAGGAAGCCUGGUGAGUUCCACUGGGCUCCCUCCCUACAUGACUAUACAUGUCUCCACCUGGGACUAUUCAGCCUCCUGUGGGCUCAGCCCCAAGUGGCAGAUUCCCCUCCCAGAUAAGGGGACUAGAAACUUUGAGGCUGAGGCGAGGUGCAUUUGUCUCAGAGUGUGAAUCCUUCAAUGGCAUUCUAGCUCAGAAGAAAAUACCAAGCCUAGACCUUAGCCUAUAAGGUUCUAUACCAUCUGGUCCCAGCUACCUCUCUGAUGCCCAUUGCUGCCACUCUCAUCCUCACCUCUUCUAAUCCACUCGUCUUCAGCCACACUGGUCUCCUUACUCUUCCUCCAACUGGCCAGUCAUGCUUCCAGCUUUAGCCUUUGCACCAGCUGUUCCCUCUGCCUGGAACCUUCCUCUCCAGAUAACCAUAUGGCUCCCUCCCUCCCUCCCUUCAAUCAGGGCAUCAUUCAAAUGGUACUUUCUUAGAGGGCCUUCCCUGAUCACCCAAUUUCAUCCUUCCAUCUCUUUACACUGCUUAAUUUUCCUUCCCAGCACUAAUACCCUAUCAUAUACUUUUGUUUGUCUGUUUCUCCACCAGAAUGAAAAGCUCUAUGAGAGCAAACAUUUCAUUUUAUUCAACUGCUGUAUUUCCAGCACUUAGAAAAGUUAUGGGUAUAUAAAAGGUGCUCAAUAAAUAUUUAUUUUAGCAAUGAAGAGCUGUCACUUGCCCCAGGAGGGGCUCAUUCCCUUGAGGGGAACCCAAAUCAAAGUGCUGGGCAGACCAUCCACUGGGAUCACCAAUCCGAAGCAACUGCUAUAUUGUGUGUGCACACCCACACAUGUGGCAGGGCAGUUAGGGUAGCCCAUGCUGAAGGCAUUUUGUAGGGCAGCUGCAGCCUCAGUUAUAGAGGAAGGAAGUUAUUAGAGCUAGGGGUUGAACAGACCACCUCCAGCUCUAGGAUCAACCCAAUCCUGGCAGGCCUAGCCUAGCCUAGUCCAUCUCAGCUCUUCAAAUGAGCACCCAUCCAUCUGUCUGUAGGCUGACCCUCUGCUUCCUGAAAUGAAGGAAAGCCAGCUGGGCAGUAUAUAUCUCAAGUCCUCACCCAGUGGGUCAGAGAACUGGGAAAGAGUUGUUGCUGCUCAGUACUUUUGGAGCCAGACAGGCUUGGAUUUGAUCUUGCCUCUGCCACCUACUGUAUGUACUUAAUUCUUGGUUUCUUCAUCUAUAAAUAAGGACAACCAUCUUUUCCUUGCCUGUUUCUAAACGAACAUGUAAAGUGCCCAGCACAGACUCCAUCACGUGACACAAGCUCACUGGACACUUGUUCCCUUCCCCAUCUUCCCCUCUGCUGCUGGGAUUGCCCACAUCUCCUGCCCAGGAUCUACUUCUCAGCCUUCCUCGAUCUAGUCUAUCUUGAGGCUAGCUAUUAGUAAAUCUGGGAAAAUCGUCCAAUACAGGGGCACAUGGAAAAAUGGUCUCAUCCCUUCUCCUUCUUCCCAUCUCCAUGGACCCCUUGCAUGGAACAAGUAGGUAACAUUUCAUACAAGUUCUAGCUGAGGGUUCAGAUUAGUGUUUGUCUGAGGCGUCCUGACAGGCACAAGCCACUAAGCAUUGCUAUGGAAACCAUUUUGUUAUUCUCUGCUGUGUCGUUUGUUUUCUGGCACAGUUGCAGUUGUGGUACAGGGGGAAAGGCAGUGGAUAAGGUGCCCAAGGAUCAGAAACCUAGUGGGGCCUGUGUUCCUACAGGAUUGUAUGACCAAGGCUAAUUCCUGCUUCUCCUUGGGUCUUGCAAUCUCCAACUCUCAGGUAGAACACUAUUUUUCAAAUAGUGGCCCGAUGACCAUCUCAACAAUCAGAGUCCUGAUGCCCGUCCUAUACCAACUGUCAGAAUCUCCCUCAGAGCUCUGACGCACAACAGAGUUUGAGAACACUGCUGUAGGAGUUAGACUCGCUAAAUUGUUUUCAAUCUCCCAGUGCACAAAACAGGCAGCACUGAAGUUAUGCUGACUGGAGCAGGGAUGAAAGGCUCAGAGCCCUAUCCACUCAGCCUCCCACUACCCCCAACUGGCUCCAUGGAAUCCUACAGCUUCCCAGAGCACAGUUUGGUAACCACUGGACAAAAUGAUUUCUAGAGGCUUCCCUAGAAGAGGAGUCAGCAUUCAUUCAAUCAUUCGUUUAUUCACAAAUAUUCAUUAGGUGCCUUCCUUCUUUACACCAAGUAUUUGUUUGAAGUCAGUAGCUCCACUAUUACCUAAUCUCUCUUGGGCUCAGAUUUCUCCUUUGCAAAAUGGAAACAUAGUAUUUGUUUUCCCUACUUUACUGGAUUCAUCUAACAAUCAAAUAAUCAUGAGACCACCUAAGAAAAAGUUGUUUGUUACCUGGAAGAGACUCUGCAAAUGCCAACAACUAUUAUCGUUACUGCCAUUAGUGGUAUAUCUAACUAUCUCAAGUCUACAGAACUAAGUUAAGUCCUCAGAGGCCUCAAUGGACUGUUACUCUCCUACUCUCUGUAACUAAACUUCCAGAAGGUGUUGCAGGGUUUGGAGAACCAUUGGUCUAAAAGCCUCCAUCUAAAAAAUAUAUUUUCUGAGGGCUAAGAAUAUCCCUGAAUUUGAUGUCUUCUAAAUAGAACAUUUCUCUAUUAUCCCAAUUUACUUCCAUGAUCAUAUAUUACUUUCAUAACAAAAAAAGUUAGAAAAAUGAAGACUGUUGAAAAUACUGUCUGAUGCACACAGUUCUCUGAUACACUCUUUAUCUAAUGGUUUAAAAUGAAUUCAAAUGAGAUAAUCAGGCAAGAGAAAAUGCAAAAUUUUCCCUUCCUGACAGCCACAUGGCUCCACGGCAGUGCGGGGCUCAGUGUCAGACCUGGGCUCUAAAUCUCGGCUCUGCCACUAACUCAACACGUGGUCUUGGGUGAGUCACUACCUCUCACAGGAUCUCAGUCUCUGCACCUAUAAACUGAAAGCACCAACUAUGGUGAUCCGCAAGGGCCCUCCCGGCUCUGACGGUUGAUGCUCCAGACAAUGAAGGUACUUUCCCAAUAUACCCAGGCUGUAAUUCUACAGCCUAUCUGGCUGUGCUGGGCAUACAGCCAUGCUGAGUUCACAGUGGCUCAUGGAAACAGUGCUCCUCUCCCCAGUCACUCAUGUGGAGUUUUAGACCUUCCAAAGCUCCAUCAGCCCCACAACAACCCUGAAGCAAGAAGGUCAGGGAACAAGCACCUUGGGAAGAAAGGUGGCUCAUUUCAGAGCUGCAAACUUGUAAGUGACAGGGUCAUGACCAAAAUCAAGGUAUUUUGACUCCAAGCCUACCUAGUAUUCUUUACCUCAUUUGGAUCAUAUCCUAAGAGAACUACAGACCCUAAAAGCUUCAUGCGGUGGAAAGACCACCAGUGUUAGAAUCAGAAGAUGGGUGCAAUCCCCUCUUCCUGCUCUCCUGUGUAUGCUUCUGCACCAGCCACUCCCUAUGACUGAGCCUCAGUGUCUUUCUCCAUAACAUGGGGCUAUUGUUCUGACAAUUCCAGUGCUGUGGGGAGGUUCAUGGAAGAGUGAAUGGAAAGCUUUUGUAUGUUAUAAAGUUAGAUGUCAGUUACCAUGAAUACCAUUUAUUGGGCCCAAAGGUAGGGAGGAAUCCAUCCCAUUUGUCCUUCAAGAAACCCAAAGCCCUGGGAAGUUUAAGUCCUGGGCCACAGGGCAGCUGGGUAUGAAACCUGAAUGAGCAAGUCACUUGACUUGCAAGCUGAGCUAUACAAGACAGACUUUAAGCUUGGCCUGGCUCCCACCCUAUGGAGACUAAACUGCAACAAAACUGAAAACACUGGACAGAAGUGUAGAGCCCAACAAUAUGGAUGGUUCCUUCUUCCCAUCAUUCGCACAUUCAACUAGUCAACAAACAUUCCUCUAAUAUCAAUUAUAGAUAGUGAUGUCUGGGUACCUUAUGUAUGCAAGGAAAGAGAAGGAGGAAGGAGCAAAGAUGAAUAUGAUGGUCCAUAUAUGGAAAAUAACUAACAUUUAAUAAUGAACAUUUCCUGAGCUCUUACCAUAUAUCAGGAACUAUGCUGUACUAUUUGUGUUAUCUCAUUUCACACCCACAAUAAGCCAAGAGGGCAGGAAUGUUCUGGAUUACUAUUUUACCCUUGAAGAAGCUGAGGCUUAGCUGAGGCUCAGGCUCAGCUGAAAACUAAGUGGUGGAACCAGUACUCAAACCAAUGCCAGCCUGUUCAGAUCCUAAAUUUUUAACUUCUAGUUCCACAGCCUCUGUAUUGCUGGGUGACCUUAGGCAAGCAUCCUCCCAUCUGAAAUGUAGAGAUUCAAUUAUUCUAAUGGGCACAAGAAAUAUCACAAACAACCGUGACCCAAAAGAGAAAGGGAGAAACGCCCACUUGAAGUGAGGUGUGGCCAUCACUUCCCAUUCCUCAGGAGAGGAAAACAUCAGAUAUAAUCUGGGUGGCAUGAUGACAGAGUCAGGCUUUUGCCAGACAGGGCUCAAACCAGCAGGGUUCAGAGAGAUAUGGCUAAUAUCUGCCUGCCUUCAACAAGGUCUGUUCUCCCACCAAACCCAACUGUGUACCCCAUCUACACACUCCAUUUACCACCCCACCCCUGAGCCAGGCCUUUUGUUCACGCUGCCCCCACCUCCCCUUACUUCUUUCCUCCAGGAGGUCUCUUCUGAUGCCGCAUCUCUCUCCCAACAGAAAAGCUUUAACAACCACUCAAAUACUAUUUCAUCAAGAAGCCCCCAACUUGAUGGAAUAGCAUUUUCUUUAAGACCCUGGUCCUUGGUGAAUGGUUCCCCUGUCUCCACAACUUGCUCUGCUUAUAAGAGAAGAGUAGUGGUCCUUCUCCAUCUGAAUCUGUCACAGUAGCAGAUGCCAGUAAGGUUGCCUGGAAUGUCCGCACAUGUGAUGCUGCCAUGGUAACAGCAGACCAAGGUUCGGAAUGCUUUAUCCCUGAUGAGCUGCCCCGGCAGUGCCAUGCCAGGCUGCUCACGGAAUCUUCCUCGAAGAACAAUAACAACAACAAAAAUCACCAAAACCUAUGCAACAACAACAACCCAUUAAUGGACAAGAAACUGCUGAGCACUGGUGCCAAGGUUCAGUUCCUAUAAACAUACUUUGGGCCACUCACCUGGUCCCUUAGCUGAUAAGGAGGCCAGGCCUUGGCUGUGUGUACUGUGGCUCACCCAGAGGGUAAUGUGGUUUUUAGCUGGCUGGGCCAAUGAAGCAGGCCGUCCCCAACUCCAGCCCCCAAAUUACCACUUCUCUUGUUUGAUGCCGCCAACCAGGGAUCUGCCAGCGUGGACCCUGGCAAUUAGCACAGCACUCGCAUUUGUUGGGGAAUUAGGAGCCACUGAUUACCCUAAUUCCACGUCAUUUACAGGCAAUGAGUGUCAGCCUGGGAUUGGCCUUUCCAAACGGUGGCCUACAGGGUGGCAUGAUCAUGACUUGACUUUGAAAUGGAAGCAGAGGCCUGGUAAGCCAGGCUGUGAACCAGGAGGGGAGGCAGGACUCACAGCUGAGCCUAGCUAUAUGGCAGCCAUUGCCUCCCCCAGUCCUGCCCACUUAAGGGAAAUGAAGACCAGAAGAAGGUGUUUCCAGAUUGAGAACAUGCCUAUUUCUAAGUCAUCCUGACCCAGGAAGGGAGCCCAUUUCCUGUUGAUAGCCCUGCUGACCCCCUAGAAUGUGCAGCCACAAGAUUAGUGUCCCCUAAUCUGAGAGUUUCUGGGGGCUAAAGGCCUGAGUCAAACUCUCACUGACUGAGCAGGACCCUCACACUCAGAUCUGCCCCCAGGAUCCAAUCACUUGCCACCAGGCCCCACCUCCAACAUUGGAAAUUACAUUUCAAUGUGAGAUUUGGAGGGGACAAACAUCCAAGCCAUCUCACCCAAUGAUAAUUACCUUUAGACUCUUGCUGUUAGAUCUCUAGUCACAAAUGGGCCCUCCAGGAUAGUGACAUUUCCAGGAUAAUAUAGGCCCCUACACCUUGUAUGAUUGAUCCCUAUCUCAACCCAGCAGGGGCCAACUCUGUAGCUAGUAUAUUCCCUGUGUUUCUAUCCUCUCCUGCCAGUUUGCUGUAAGAGGAGCCAAUAGGCUUGUCUACACUUUAUAGGGUCAUGACCAUGUGGAGCCAGCUAACUGAAUACUUGUCCACUAGAGAACUUCUGGAUCUCUCCAAAGGAAUAUAUAGGUAUUGGGGUUUGGCUGGACAAGUCCCAACAACUUCCCUAAUUCAAACUGUAGCUUGCUUGAAAAUCGGGGACUGAACCAGGUCUUUCCAGUCAUUCAUAAAAUGUCUAUUUUGUCUUACUUGGU
Cercocebus atys (sooty mangabey) is the source of this 16517-nucleotide messenger RNA. It is a transcript of the gene KCNC1, whose product is annotated as potassium channel, voltage gated Shaw related subfamily C, member 1. Lineage: Eukaryota; Metazoa; Chordata; Mammalia; Primates; Cercopithecidae. Gene Ontology annotation, cellular component: axon; voltage-gated potassium channel complex; neuronal cell body membrane. Gene Ontology annotation, biological process: protein homooligomerization; potassium ion transmembrane transport. Gene Ontology annotation, molecular function: delayed rectifier potassium channel activity; protein binding. The transcript has 4 exons. The record is from RefSeq and is a predicted model, not a curated record. The coding region runs from base 53 to 1756 and encodes 567 amino acids.